AUGAAUACUGCUUUCGGAAAAGCUUUCGUCUACCUCUUUGCUCUAAUCUUGAUACUUGCCGUUGUUGGAGUGGAAAAUCAAACAACAACUUCCACAAAAAUGACAACCGUCACUCCAACUUUGACGACGACAAAAACAUACUCUCCAACGACUACAGUAAUCGUCACUUCCACUGCAACUUUACCAACUCUGACCCCGACUACCACAACACUUGGAGUAACUUCAACCCCUACUCCCACUGCCGGUGCCUCCGUCUUGAAAUCCUAUGGUUUUAAGGCACUUGCUGGUGUAUCCUGUGUGGCCGCAAUCUUUAUGUUUCUCGUUUAA
Molecule: messenger RNA, 327 nt
Organism: Acaulospora morrowiae
Lineage: Eukaryota; Fungi; Glomeromycota; Glomeromycetes; Diversisporales; Acaulosporaceae
Source: the annotation of a GenBank genome assembly